Serendipita indica DSM 11827 is the source of this 678-nucleotide messenger RNA. Lineage: Eukaryota; Fungi; Basidiomycota; Agaricomycetes; Sebacinales; Serendipitaceae. The record is from the annotation of a GenBank genome assembly.
AUGCAGCGAUUGGCGCAGAGACCUGCACGAUUUGUGCUUCUCGCGGCCACUCCUUUGGUCGCUGAACGGCAGCUGCCGAAACACAAGGACUUACCCAUCUAUCCAACCGAAUCGCCAAAGCCCGUUGUCGUAGAAAGUCCGACGCAACUCGAAGACGGCAUUCGACAGUCGCGAGAAGUGGUUACUGAAGGAUAUCGCGUCGGAAGAGCACAUGUUCAAAUGGUUGUUGACCGCUGGAUUGGCGUCGAACAUGCCGUAGAGUCUCGACUAAAAUCGCUCGCUCCUCCACCGGAAACUGAGCCUCUGUUCCCCGGUGCGCUAUGGGUUGGAAUUGCGGCUCUCUCCGGCUCAAUCGUCGCACAACAACUACGACCUACGCUUAUGCGACGCAUCAUUUAUCCACCCGUAUGGGGUCUCAUUGCCGCCAACUAUUUCCUUCCGCUGCAUACCGUCAAUGUCGGCAAGUACGUCUAUGAAUUGGAGGAACGAUAUGUUCCAAAUCUCGCAAAGGCCCAGUCUCGACUUGCCGAACGCAUGAUCGAAGCGUCUGCAAGCUCGCGAGAGUCAUUUGGUCGCUUCCAGACCCAAUUAGAUGUCCAAGUAGGCAAGACAAAGCAGUGGAUCCAGGCGAAUACGGGAUUGCAGAUUGCAGACAAAUCUCAGGAGGAGAAGAAGUGA